AUGGCAGCUGAGCUGUCACGGUGCUCCUACGACUCGGCCUAUGCCGAGCUGGCAACCGCUGCUGUCAGCAACCUUGGGCAGCACAGGGGCGAUGUUCGCUUCCAACAUAACAGUAAGCAGCGGAGCGUCUUCACUGUGCUAGCUCCCCAGUUGGCGGGUAGGCACUUCAUGACGCACAGCGGCAUCCGUGCCAGGCUCCGCAGCGCGCUCAGCCGUGCCAGGCUGUCCUCUGACAACCUCGCCUGGGGCGAGAAGGGCCAUGCGGGGUUUUGGAAAGGGCCGCAAUGUAUGCAUGACCCUGACCGGAUGGACACUCAUGCAUUUCGACCCUCAUCCAGCAAGUGCCGGCGCCGCCGCGGCAUCCCGCCAGCUAGGCGAGUCAGUUGCCUGCAACCGGCAGCGGGCAGUAACAUCGCCAGCGGCGGCAAGGUGCAGGCGAUGGCGGAGAGGCUGGCAAGGUGCGGUAGCAGAGUGGCGUUCAGAGCGACUGGGCCGCCGUCCGGCAGCGGCGGCGUUGCCGUCGGUCUCAGCGGCACCACCAGCGGCACCGUCAUCGUGAGUCACAGUCUCAUGAAGCAGCGCCAGACCGCAUAGCCAUCAGGCUGAAGGCUGGCAAGCUGCGUUUGUGUCUGCUGAGUGUUGAGCAGUCGGCCUGGACCGCGGACUUGUCGGCCGAACUAGCUCGUCGGUACUAGCCGUUUGUAGUCAGGCCCCAGUGCGACUCGAGGGGGCGUGUUGAUGCGAAUGAAUGACGUGUCGCCCCGUGGCCUGUUUAGGUAACUUGUCAGGUUGUCGUGAGUAACAGCUGUGGCUUGUUUAAGACUGCCCAUCUGUGAGCAACGGCUGGCAGGUUCUAGUGUACUGACAACUCGUCCAUCUGGAUAAGCUUUCCAAGCCUUUAUUGGUAAUAGUAUUUCUUGGUAAUAGUACCUCAGAUUCACACGUUUACGCCUAGGUAAAGGGGCUAUCGGUGGUAGGUCGCGGAUCUCCCGAAUACGUGUAACGGCUAAUGUCUCC
Molecule: messenger RNA, 1017 nt
Organism: Volvox carteri f. nagariensis
Lineage: Eukaryota; Viridiplantae; Chlorophyta; Chlorophyceae; Chlamydomonadales; Volvocaceae
Exons: 7
Coding region: 1-594 (197 amino acids)
Source: RefSeq, a predicted model, not a curated record